UAUGUAUGAAUAUACACACACAUCACGCAGUGAGUUGCAAGUCAGAGAAUCUAAUUGAAACCAGAAAAAAAAGGAUGUCUGCAUCAAUCACACUCUUCACUAUUGCAUACUGUUUUUCCCCCUUUUUAUUUGUCUUGCUUCCAAACCUUAUUUUAUUAACUUCUCCAAUCUGGGCUGACGCCUUUGAAAUUCAUUUGCCUCUUCAUCUCCCAUUUCUUUUAAUUCACCGCAAUUUGCUUCUUUUGCAUAUGCCCUUUUAGUACCACCACAAUAAAUUAGGUAUUGUUUCCCCAGCAAUCAAGAAUCACCGCAGAUUUGGUUGAUCCAUGCGCAAUUUUGAAUGAAGAAAUUAAUUGCUGUUUUCCCAUAAAUGGAUUUGGGGUUGGCUUGUAAAAGUGAAAAAUGGCAACUUUAAUCCCCGGGGUUUUGCUAAAGCUACUUCAGCACGUGAACACGGACGUCAAGGUCGCCGGGGAGCACCGCUCUUCGCUGCUGCAGGUCGUCAGCAUCGUCCCUGCGCUCGCCGCCGGCGAGCUCUUCCCCAAUCAAGGGUUUUACCUUAAGGUAUCCGACUCCUCACACGCUGCUUACGUGUCUUUGCCUGAUGAGCAUGAUGAUCUAAUUCUUAGCGAUAAGAUUCAAUUGGGUCAGUUUGUUCAUGUUGAGAGGCUCGAGGCCGCCUCCCCUGUGCCCAUUCUGAGAGGCGUUAGGCCGGUGCCGGGCCGCCACCCGUGUGUAGGAACCCCUGAGGAUAUAGCUGCCACUCACUCUUUAGGAUUCUUGAACAAUGAUGGCAAUCCAUCCCCUCCUUCUAGAUCAACAGAUAAGAGUAGAUCAGAGCACAACUUUUUGGGCAAUGUAGGGAAAUUGAAUCCUUCGCCAUUGAGUGCUGGUUUGAAGGAGGAUAAGAGGGCUCGUGGAUUGGCUCGAUCCAAGUCUCAGCUGUCGAAGCUUUCUUUGUCUGUGGAUAUGAAGAGGGAGCGUGUUGGUGGUAAGUUGAAGUCCUCGGUGUCAAGGUCGAUACCCUCGUCUCCAACUAGCUGCUACUCGCUGCCGACGUCUUUUGAGAAGUUCUCUAGUGGUGUUAGGAAUCAUGCGAAGAUCAAGGGGCUGGAGAGGUUGGAGAAGGAAAGUGGUGUUUUGGGGUCGAAGGAAAAGCCUAGCCCUCUUCGUGGGGCAUAUUCGAGUGGGAAGAAGGUCUCUAGUGGGAACUUGAUGAAGAAUAUCGUUCAAGGACUUGAAUUGGGGCCGAAAGUAUUGAGAAAAAGCUGGGAAGGGAAUAUGGAUGCCAAGAGUAGGGAGAGCCCCAGAUUGAAAGUUUACAGGCAGGAAAUUAGGCCAGAUGUAAGAAGUAACUCAGCACCAAGAAAAUCAGUGAGCGAGAGAUCACCAUCUAAAGAAGACAGCAAGCCUUCAAAAUCUACCAAAGAUGAAAGCAACGUUAAUGCAUCUGUCAAGAAGGCUUCUGUCAAUGGGGAUGUACCUGGUGCUGUUAAGGCAUCUGCACGAAUUUCUAUGGGAAAGAAUUUAUCUUUAGAAGUUGCUAAGAAUGGACUGCCAGGAAAUUUGGUCAAGGUUUCUGUUAGUAAUCGGCGACUGACAGAUGCAAAUGUUUCGUGGGCCUCACUGCCAUCUUCUCUUGCAAAGCUUGGGAAGGAAGUCUUGAAGCACAGGGAUUCAGCUCAGACUGCUGCUGUAGAAGCAAUGCAAGAGGCUUCAAUUGCUGAGACUCUGCUUCAAUGUUUAAGCACAUAUUCUGAGUUGAGUUUGUCUGCCAAAGAAGAUAGCCCACAGCCUGCAGUGGAGCAGUUUUUACAUCUGCAUACACGGCUGAGCAAAGCGCACCUUUUUGCAGAUUCUUUAUCGAAAAUUCUCUCUCACGAUCCAGAUAACGAAGAAAGUCCACCUGAAGAGGCAUUAAAGGUGACUUCAGAUGGGCAUAAACAAGCUGUAUCUUGGGUUAAUGCUGCAUUAGCUACCAAUUUGGCUUCCUUCACGGUGUACAGAAAACCAGGCAGCCUCAGCCCGGUUGCAUCAUCGGCUCCCUCUCCAAUUUCAAAGACAAGUACAGGUAACCAACCUGUAAUAGUCCUUGAAACCUCUGCUAAGAAUACAUCAGCAGCUCCAAAGGCACUUUCAAAACCCAGGCAGACAUCAAAUUCCAAGAAUGCUUUAGCUGGGGCUCUGCGCAAGCCGAAUGACGGGGUGGCUGUCGUUCAGAGCAUGAGAAGUUCGCCUGCGAUAGAGUGGGCUAAAGGAGAUGGCCUUGAUGAGGCUGCAGAGCUCUCUGAGAAGCUGCAGUUGGAGUCCCAAGAUUGGUUCUUGGGAUUUGUGGAGAGAUUCUUGGAUUAUGAUGUGGACACGUCGGCUUUGUCAGAUAAUGGUCAGAUAGCUGGAAUGUUGAGUCAGCUGAAGAGUGUUAAUGACUGGUUAGAUGAAAUAGGAUCAAGUAAGGAGGAAGAGACGAUUGAUCGGAUACGAAAGAAGAUAUAUGAGUGUCUCCUGACACAUGUGGAGUCUGCAGCAGCGGCACACAACUCUCCAACAAAAGAAGAAGCAAAAGGAAGAAGGUGAUAUCAAACAAAGAAAAUAUGUGUAAUUCAUCUCCUAUUCUACUGCUAAGCAGUUAGGCACAUAUCAUAUAUUUAAUGUGUAUAUAAUUUUUAGCAAUGGGUUACCGAUCGAGAAAUGCAAGUCGAAGUGAAGCAGCCAUUUAUAUGA
This is a messenger RNA of Salvia splendens (bonfire salvia), 2721 nucleotides long. RefSeq lists its product as uncharacterized. Bases 403 to 2574 code for a protein of 723 amino acids. Lineage: Eukaryota; Viridiplantae; Streptophyta; Magnoliopsida; Lamiales; Lamiaceae. The transcript has 4 exons. The record is from RefSeq and is a predicted model, not a curated record.